This is a messenger RNA of Belonocnema kinseyi, 5771 nucleotides long. RefSeq lists its product as uncharacterized. The transcript has 10 exons. Lineage: Eukaryota; Metazoa; Arthropoda; Insecta; Hymenoptera; Cynipidae. Gene Ontology annotation, molecular function: monoatomic ion channel activity; protein-containing complex binding. Gene Ontology annotation, cellular component: membrane. Bases 1191 to 5207 code for a protein of 1338 amino acids. The record is from RefSeq and is a predicted model, not a curated record. Gene Ontology annotation, biological process: monoatomic ion transport; transmembrane transport.
UAGUUCUCUCUUUCCACCCAAGGCGCCCCGAAAACGCGCUUUUUUCAAAAAAAAAGAAAAAACUUUACAAAAUGUAUUUCAAAAUAGAAACUCAAAACUGAGAAUUGAAAUCGAAAAUUUUCAGUCGGGAGUGAAAGUUUGAUAUCUGCGAUAAGUGGUUGAAUAUAGAGCGCAUCAGGCGUGGCACCGGACCUCGUGGUGGUCAGUCGAUGUCUCGAUGCACCAGUCUCGUUGGUUGCAAUAAUCCAGUUACGCUCUGGUGCCACAAACGCAACUCCACAUUCCCGCAGUUCCGACUUUUCAAUUCUCCAGUGUAGUGUUAUCAAGAGAAAAAAAAAUACAAAAAAAAAAUACAACUUGUGAUUAGCCUCAAAACUGUGCGGGUUGUGUCUUUAUCUAAUUGAAAACAAUUUUUUUAAACAAAAGGAAACAGGGGAAUACAGUUAAGCAAAGGGAAAGAAUGACUACCGAAGGGGUUCUCGGGCCCGAGGGGUUCCAGCAAUCGAAACGGGUUCCCGGACUCACUGGAAACCCUUGAAGUCGAGACUGCUUCUCCAGAGAAAAUUCUGAAAUGUAGAGUGCGAAAGGGUUUUUUGAUUGCUACCCUCCGGGGAAAUCAUUAGGAAAGUUCUAACGAAUUUAAUUUAGAAGGAAGAAAAAAGGGAUGAAAAGUUUCAAUAAAUAGUUUAGAGAGGAGAAAAACUGGAGGAAAAAAAGUAGAAAGAAAGAUCACUCGAGCUCUGAAGAAAGCUUUGGAUUUCUGCAGUUUACCACUCCCCUGAAACUCUCUGACAGAAAGAUCUCAGUUGUGAGAAAACAGGAAGAUAUUGUAGGAACUUAUCAUAAACUAAGGAGGAUAGGCUGAUAACAAGAGAGAUACGGAAUGUAGGGUAGUCUCGUGACCUAGAAAGGGAAACGCUAAUUUUAUCGAGGGUGCAACGAUUAAAGGGGACUUCUCGGGGAUAGGAAGUGGAGGCGACUGCUAUAAUUUUAGGGUCAGCGCUGCGACGGAUUGAAAUUUAGGAGGCGGGGAAGCCCGAACCCUAUCGACUCGUUUCUCGCCCUAGGUCCUUAAAGGAGGCUUAGGGAUUAAGGAAUCUUGAGGACAUCGAGGGAUCGAGAAUGCUGCGAGCCUGCCGACAUUGGGGCGCGAAGCCAUCCGGACCCUUUUUUGUCGGCAACAGGAAGAAAUGAAGUUGUCCGUGUCAGCUUAUAGAGCACAGGCCAGCGCUCACAAAAAGAUCCUGUCCACCUAUCAGCAUCAGCUGAGUUACGGUGCGACCCAGGCUGCUUCAGCCCGGACCCACUCAGACGCCGCAGCGGUCCUUCCUAACAUCAAGGUGGAUCGGGCGGAGAACGUGGAGGCCCAGGGGGGAGGUCUGGCGCCAUCCUCGGCUUACUGCAGCGGUCCAUCCGGUUCAAGAAUGGGCCCAGGGCCCGAUUCAGGAAGCAGUGGUCCGUCUUCGGCCCCGCAUUCGUUGGCCACGUCGCGCGACGAGGAAGACGACGAAGACGAGGAAAGUAGUAAAAGGAGUCGCGGUGGAACUCGGACAAAAAGUAACCAGCGAUGGAUGAAACUUCGCACAACAGUGCAGCUAUCCUCGGCUAUAUCCACUAUUCAAAAAAAGCCACCUCUCAAGCGGGAGGACUCCUUCCUCAAAAGGUUUUCUACAAGACAGAUACCGGAGAGCCAAGAAACGCUGGACACCGGAGAAGGCGAGGGGGAUCCAUCAGAUGACAAAAACUUAGACACCCGUCGCCGGAGACAAAGAAGAAAUCAAAAACCACCAAAAAGUGUUGUCAACCCUGAUGAGAACUUCUACUACUACUGGUUGAUGCUGCUCUCCCUCUGCAUCCUCUACAACCUCUGGACUCUGAUUGUUAGGCAAAGCCUUCCAGAGCUACAAGCUUUGGCUCCGACGGCUUGGCUUUCUUGUGAUGGAUUCACGGACAUUGUAUUCUUCCUCGAUGUGGGUGUUCAAUUCCGGACUGGGUAUUUGGAACAAGGUCUUAUGGUCUACAACAGCGGAAAACUUGCUCGCCACUACGUUAAGUCCAAAUCCUUCAUACUAGACCUGGUUGCCCUUCUGCCCUUGGACCUCCUCCAGGUAAAUCUUGGAAGCAACCCCAUGCUCAGAUUCCCGAGGUUUCUCAAGAUCUACCGCGUCUACAACUACUACUACAUGGUCGAGUCGCGAACCGUCUACCCGAACCUCUGGAGAGUCCUCAACCUCAUCCACAUCCUCCUCAUCCUAGCCCACUGGUUUGGCUGCUUCUACUACCUUCUCAGCGAAGCCGAGGGCUUCCAAGGCGAUUGGGUGUACCCUUACAGACCUGGGGAGUAUGCGACACUCACAAGAAAGUACCUUGGGUCACUUUAUUGGUCGACCCUUACCCUCACCACCAUCGGGGACCUGCCAACCCCGGAAACCAACGCCGAAGUCAUAGCGGGCGGCAACCCCCGGAGCCUCGCUCGACGUGGCCGACUGUCCCGGCUUCUGCAGUUCAAGCAUAACGGAGGAUAUGUCUUCACUAUCAUCAGCUACCUCAUCGGAGUUUUCAUUUUCGCCACGAUAGUCGGCCAAGUUGGGAACGUCAUUACCAAUCGAAAUGCAAAUCGGCUGGAGUUUGAGAGACUCCUGGAUGGGGCAAAAACCUACAUGAGACAUCACAAGGUACCUGGGGGGAUGAAAAGGAGAGUCCUGAGGUGGUACGACUACAGCUGGUCUAGGGGUCGGAUCCAGGGAGGGGGUGACAUCAACACUGCUCUUGGUCUGCUUCCAGAUAAGCUCAAAACGGAGCUGGCGCUUCAUGUCAACCUCUCUGUUCUGAAAAAGGUCACUAUCUUUCAGGAAUGUCAGCCGGAAUUCUUGCAUGACCUCGUCUUGAAGAUGAAAGCUUAUAUUUUCACCCCAGGGGACUCGAUAUGUCGCAAGGGCGAGGUUGCUCGAGAAAUGUUUAUAAUAGCAGACGGAAUAUUGGAGGUAAUCAGCGAGACUGGCAGAGUUCUCACAACUAUGAAGGCUGGAGAUUUCUUUGGAGAAAUCGGUAUUCUCAACCUUGAUGGGCUGAAUAAACGUACAGCUGACGUCCGUUCGGUUGGCUACUCGGAGUUGUUCAGCCUCUCCAGAGAGGAUGUCCUCGCUGCCAUGAAAGACUACCCAGAGGCUCAAGACAUCCUCCAAAACCUCGGGAGAAAACGCCUCAUGGAAGCCCAGAGAGUAGCCCGAGCAUUCAAAACACCUUCCUCUCCAGGUCAUGACUCUUCCGACAACAGCACUGGAAAACGAAUAGUCGACAAGCUCAAAUGCGAUGUCAAAGGCUUGAAAAACGUCCUUCGAAAAAGCCGACGCAACACACGCCCUGAUGAGAGUCUAGAACUCCAGCCCUUAACAUCCCGAGGACCUCCUCUCAGAAGACAGCCCAAAGUCGACGAUGGUCAAGAAAUCACCACCAUGUCCGAGCCUCCAAUUUCACCACUUGGAGCCGGACUUCCCCUCCUUUCAAGGCUGAGGCUCCUUAAGGAAAAGCAGGACCGAGAAGAAAAAAAAACCCUUGUGGAGGUGCCCCACCAGGUCCCAGAACAGACUCAGGUUUCAGUCGAGACCCAACAUAUAACUCCACAUCUUCCCCUACUACAGAGAAUUUUGAUGAUGAAGUCGAAAAGUGAUCUGGAGGCUCCUGUUGAAAGAGAACCGAUGACGAAAGAGCCUCUUUUGACGAAAGCCAUUCUUGAGGAGAACGAACUUGAUCAGAGGCAAUCUCCGGGGUCGGAUGGGAUUGAAAUUGAGAGGAUAGCUACCACCUCGACUGAAAACGGUGCAUUCAGAAAACCCUGGAAUGUGCUCAAGGAUGCUUCUUUGAAGAAGGACGCUUCACCCCAGAGCAGUCCACCAACGAAGAGGAUGCAGCUGAAGCAGAGUCUGAUCCACAUCAGACAACAGGAGAAAAUGUACGCUUCGGUUGAUGACCUUUCGCCUGAGUACUGUGGGUUACCAUUUGUCAAGAAGCUUAAAAUUCUGAAUGAGAGACAGAAGCUCGCUGAGUUGGAGAAAGCUGUGAGGAGUUCGAGUCUUGACUGUGGGGAGAAUGCUGAGGCUGAGUUUGAUGGAAAUCUGACGAGGAGUCACUCGGAAGCUUGUGCGAUUGAGUAUGCGAGAAGGCUCGCGAAACUUAAUAAGGCUCGUCGAACUUUGUCAUCAUCAGACCAGCUUUCACCCGAGAACGAGACCUUGGAGCGGAGGAACUUGAAAAGCAUCCUCAAAAAGUUAUCAGCUGGAAGUCGAACCGAAAGCUCGGAGACUUCAGCGACCAGCACUCCAGAUAGGGAAAAAGCUACCGCAGAAUUUCGAAAAUUAAUGAGAGCCCCAACGAUAGAGGGCUACGCAGCGAGGCACUCGAAGCUUUCGAAAAGCGUGACCUUCAACAAGUACACAAUGCAGAGUCCACCGAAUGAGCAACUGCCAAGGGACUCUUUACUCGGGAGUCAAGGUCUUCCUCAGCCCCAGGACCAGAUCUCACUGCCACCGCCCAAUAAAUUUAAUUUCCGUCCUCUGAGCAGUGGGGGACUUCAAAUGGUUCCUAGACCGAGAGAGGAAGAGUUCUUGGGGGAACUGGUCUCUGGAAUCAAGGACGUCGUCCAAACGAGGGUGGAGGAGAUUCAACUCAGUUACGAGAAAGAAUACACUUCCUUGGAGUUGGAGAUCAGGAAACGCGACGAGAUCAUUUCCCAACUCCAGACACGAAUCCUCCAGCUCGAGCAGCGAAGGUCCCGCAGCUGUGAGGAUUCAGAUGAUAGCACCGAGGCUGAAGGAUCUAUGGAGGAAGACGUGAUGGAGGAUAGAGAAGACCAUCCUUUCAUGAGAGACGGUUCAGUGGACACUGUCCUCACAGCCCAACCUCGUCUCAGGCGCUCCUCACCCUCGACGGACUCCUCGAUUAAUCGGAGGUCCUGGGAGGAGCACUCUGAGGAGGAGACUCUGGAACUCCAGGACCUUCCGAGGUCUAUCACACCCCAGAGUAUUUGGAAAGACGAUGUAGCGAUAGAUGUAGAUAGUGAUGAGAGUAAGUCGGAUGAUGAGGGUGAAGCCAGGGGGAGCGACACUGACGAGGAGGAGGGUGGCCACAAUAAUUGGGAAGUGACGAUGCUGGCACAGCAACUCGAGGCGAGAAGGAAAAGUAGCGAAAGUUCUAGGUCGGGUUCCUAGCGCAUUAAUGAAAUUUUAGAAAUUCUGUAUUAUUAUACAAAUACAGUCAACUCGAGAGUGUGGCUGAAUCCUUUGUUGAGGGACCCUAGUGCAGCUUUCUGCAAAGACUGCCCGUAUUUAUGUUUUAGUUGUCUGAGGACCUUUAAUGAGGUUAUGAUGUAAUUUAAUUUGUGUUAGCAGCUAUAUAUGAUCGGAUCCGAAGAAAGGGGUCUAAUAAUUAAAAAAUAAAUUUUUAUGUUUUGUACUUUUUCGAGUACUUUGAAUUCUGCACUUUUGACUGCAAAUUCGAAUUCAACUGUGCAAAAAUCUCCCCUGGUCAGUAUUUGAUUCCAGCUAUUUUAAACUUAUCAAUUUUUUACUCCAAAAUCGGACAGCGGGUAUACAUUUUUCGUGCAAGCAGAAUUUUUCUCCCGUUCUGGUGAAGCAGUUACAGGUGUUUUAAUAUUUUGAAAAGUUCAAUCGAUCACUUGCCUUGGUUUCUGCCCAGAUAAAAAUUUUAGCACAUCAUGCGCGCAUGGCGCAGGCACCCUGUGCAUAUUUUCACGCACGACGUGAGUUCCGAUC